GCAUUGUGGGUGCUCGUAGAUGCUAUCCAACCGAACAUCGAACAUUCCAGGUCAUGCGUUUAUCGGAGAUUAGAAAAUCAGCAAGACAUAUAUCAGGAUGGUCGACUCCUCUAACUGUGGGAAAUUGUUUCUGGCAAUUAUCGUAGCCGUACUUUUACUGUGUUCCGAUGCAGUUCAGGCUAAAUCUCGUGUCCCAAUUACCGACACUGAGAUUCGACAGAAGAAAAACGAUUGCUAUGAAGACAUCGAGAGUGGAUUAUGGGGUCAGCAAUGCAAGUCUUCAACUAUAGCUAAGGAAAAUUGUGCUUUACGAUGUCUGUCACCAGUUUGUUAUGAGCUCAUCUACGAAAGUGAUCCGUUGGAAGAAGGGGAAAAGGACUUCACUAGGAGUUCAGAGUACAAGUACUGCAUGCACAGUUUAUGUCUAAACCAAAAGAAUGUAUUCGACUAUUCGGUUGCCAUUCUUCUAGCUUUCUCCAGGGUUUCCCUUGGAGAAAGCGUAGAUGGUAUUAGAGGUUCCUUUAAUGUCUAGUAUCUUAUAAGUUACAAGUAGAAGUGCAUCUCUGGGCAGAAACUGAAAAACUAAUUAUCAGCAUAACUACCCAAGAGCUCAAAUCAUACAAUCAUUCCGAGAAAGCUAUCCGACACGAGGAUGCUCAUAAGGGUGUAAAAGGUUAUUCUAUAAUAGUGUUGCAAAUAAUGCAGUGUUUGCUCUUAGUUUCAUAUAAUACGUCCAUGGUUCAUGUAAACUUAAUGCGCGUUAAUAUGCCGACUGGAACAAAUGUGUUUGAUACGUUUAAUGCCAUCCUUUUUUUCAUAGCUUCUGAUUGACAGUUUCAGCCCUUGGUAAACCUACAUUGUUAUUGGCUUGUUUUUCAUGCAUUUUGUCUCGAGUUAAGUUACAAUGUUGCAAUUCAUCACGAUUUAAGUUACAAUGUAUAAUAC
Messenger RNA from Striga asiatica, 945 nucleotides. NCBI's taxonomy places the organism in Eukaryota, Viridiplantae, Streptophyta, Magnoliopsida, Lamiales, Orobanchaceae. The record is from the annotation of a GenBank genome assembly.